AUGGAUAUUUCCAAGGCCAAGUUCAGCUUUCAGGAUGAAACGCACGAUGAGAAGCAAAAGCCCAUUAAAAUUGCCUUCUUGGGCACCAGGCAUCCUCAUGUCAUGUAUCGCUUUGCCGUGCUAGACAAAAUGGGUGGUUUUGAAUUUUCGGGCUUCUACGAAGAAGAAGACGAUAUCGCUACAGAACUCGCCAAGAGACUGCCACGCUUACCACGCUUCAGCAGCCCAAAGGAGCUCCUAGACACCAAUCCUGAUGUCGUCAUGAUUCAUGCUUUGGAUCCAGAUGUUCCUCGAUGGGCUCGCUUUACCAUAAACCACCCGGCUCCAUUCAAGGGUCUGUUUUUGGAAAAGCCAGGUGCCGCAGAUCCAGCCGACUUCUAUAAGCUGGCCGAAGAGAUCGAGGCCAAACGCCCUGGUCUUGCGGUUGAACUUGGCUACGAAAUACACUAUUCAGAAUCGUUGGAUUUUGCACGGAAAGUUAUCCGCGAAGGAGUUUUGGGAGACAUUACGACAGCUAGGUUCCACGGCGGCUGCCCAUCAGGCGCUGGUAUGGAUCUGUGGCAGGCCAUCCCGGAAGACCUUGGUGGAAUCAUGCAAACCGAAGGCUGCCACACCUUGGAGAAUGUGAUCGAUUUGUUCGGUGCGCCAGAACGGGUGGUUUCAUCUAUCCGGAAGCUGCCGGAGAGGCCACCGCAUCCUGUCGUGGGCUGGAUUCCAGACCUGUUCACAGGUACCGUUUCAACAGGGAAAUUCGGCGUGGGCACUUUGCUAUACGAAGAUGUCUGCUCUGGUAUCAUGGAAUAUCCAGAUAAGACUAUUGUCUUGGACAUGACAGCUUGGGAGCCAACAGAAUGGUGCAACGAAUGGGCAAUUGAUGUCUACGGAACCAAUGGCUCUUUGCAUGUAAUCCCUGAUUAUCCCGUUGGGACGCUGUAUUUGCGCGAAGCUCGAGGUAGUUUUGCUGCGGGUGAGACCAAGCUAGAUACCCAACUACCGCACGGCACCUCCAAUGUACCCUCGUGCUAUCGCAGGCAAUUCAAGUCUCUAUUUUCGAGGGUUCGCGGAAUCAGCCCCGAGGACGGUAGUUGUGAUCUGCAGAAAAAUGUAAAGAUUCUGAAGGUUAUUGAUGCUUUUUACAAGUCAGCCGAAUCAAAACAAUGGAAAGACGUAUAG
Molecule: messenger RNA, 1173 nt
Organism: Talaromyces rugulosus
Lineage: Eukaryota; Fungi; Ascomycota; Eurotiomycetes; Eurotiales; Trichocomaceae
Exons: 1
Coding region: 1-1173 (390 amino acids)
Source: RefSeq, a predicted model, not a curated record